UGUGUGUAUGUAUGUAUGCGUGCACAUCGCACAUUCCGCAUUAGGAAGCAACUCCUCCUUUCACGCGCGAGAUUGAUUCGAGAAACAACUCUCCAAUGCUUGACGAGGACACUGUGUGACUUCGAUUACAUGAACGUAGCAGCGGCACGCACCUCGGCGAUACAGUGUGCCGCGAUCCGCUUGACAGGAAAAUCCUGGAAAUCCUGCGCGCUCGCGGACUAUGCGACGCCGUAGUCGCGCAGCGGGAUCGCAAGUGCGUGCUCGUUCUGCCUCCCGUCGACUCGACGAUUUCUCGCUCGACUCGCGCCCCGAAAUCCCCGAAAAAAUCGCUGAGCGCCACAUGAGCGAUGUUUUGAGAUAAGAUGCGUAUCCGCGACUGUUCAUACACGCGGACAACGUCGUCCGCCAUUUGAAAGUCGUUCGCGUAAACUCGGAGUUUAGUCGAGCGACAGCGACGAUCGAGUUUGGCCGCGGCCGCGGCCGGGAUUUUCUUCCACUUGACAUCGCAGAGCCGCAUCGCAACCACCGACGCUGCUCGUUCCACCGAUGACGCCAUCGCGGUCGCCUGAGGUGCAACAGCGCGGCGUCGACGCGUGAAUCCCCGAGGAUGCAGCAGGCCAGCGUAGGCGGCGGCUGCGACGAGGACUCCGGCGCGGCGAGUCCGCCGGCGACGAGAUCGCCGGCUAGUUUCGCGAUCAAGAGCGAGCCCGUCGCGGACAAGAACGACGGCGGGGUGAGGGUUAAGGUCGAGAUGCCCGAGCCAACGGAGGCCGCCGGCUCGGCGGUCGAGGUCAAAGGCGAGCCGCGGGAGGACUACCAGCAGCGGCAGCUCAACAGCAACGACGGCUAUCACUACGAGCGCAACGACAAGAAACCGGGAUACAUGCCGGACAGUGCUCCUGGACAGUGUCAACAGCCGCAUCAAGGAUACCGUCCGGUGCCACUGCCGCCCAACUCGUUCGGCUUCCCGCCCUUCUACGGCCACCAUCAUCAUCAUCCCGCCAUGAUGCCGGGCUCCUUCCCCGGCGGAGGAGGACGCCCGUCGCCGGACGGCUCGAUCGGCGACCGGCUGAAAAUCGCCGGCGACGCUCACGAACAGACGGUGGCGGCGGUGGCGGCGGCGGCAGCGGCGGCGGCGGCUUCUCACGUCGACCGACACGUGGCUGCCUACGGCAGGAUGCCGCCGCCGAUCCCCAGCGACGGCUUCCUGCAGGAGCACCAUCAUCGCUACGACGCCGGCGACUUUCAGCACGCCAACCCCGCCGCGAUGCCGUACCCCGGCUUCCGGCCCACAAUGUCGCGCUCGCCGUACGGCAAUCACCAGAACAACAGCGCCUACGGCCGAAGCGCCGGCGGAAGUGGCAGCGGCCACUACCACCCGGCCAGGCAGCGCAAGUGGAGCGGCGCUGCGUUUCGCGGACUGCACCCGCCGAUGCCCUGGCCCACGUGGUUUUUCCGGCCGGAUCUACCGCUCGGCGCGCCGUUGCCGACGAGUCACGUACCGAAUUCGAGCAACGUUCCUACGUCGUCGCCUCUGCCGUCUCGAACGCAUCUGGACGUGCCGAAGGGACCGGAGCCACCUUCCAACAGCAACAAAGUCCAUGGACAGACGCCAACGAUAUGCACGGUGAGUGACACGUGUUUGAUCAUUCGCGAUUUGAUCUUGCCAACUGGACCGUAAUA
This is a messenger RNA of Harpegnathos saltator (Jerdon's jumping ant), 1683 nucleotides long. RefSeq lists its product as uncharacterized. Lineage: Eukaryota; Metazoa; Arthropoda; Insecta; Hymenoptera; Formicidae. The transcript is spliced from 2 exons. The coding region runs from base 608 to 1681 and encodes 357 amino acids. The record is from RefSeq and is a predicted model, not a curated record.